CAUGAUGCAACUGCCCACCUUGGACAGCUGCCACCUGGGGUUCUGGACUGCCGGCGUGGUAUAAGAUGCAGCACCACUCGCCCUCUCUUUUGCCAGUGCUGCUCGAUCCCUUUCGACACAAAGAGUGCGCUUGACAUCACACGCGGUCAUCCUUCACAGCGCCAGCGCCAUCCGCCAGCCUCGUGCCCAAACAACCUCUACUUGACUCUCGCCGCGGAACAAUCGACCCCGCCUCUUCACACCGCAACCCCCAAAACUCAAAGCCAACAUGCAGAACAUCCGAGCCAAGAUCAAGCGAAAGUUGUCCAUUCGCGAUAAAGACGCCAACCCCGAUGACUACGAGAACGCCUCCGAUGUCGAUGAGGAGACUACGGGCCACCUCCAUCGCGAGAUCGAAAAGGCCGAGGCCGACGGCCACGACAUGGGCAAGCCAGGCAGCUUUCUGAACAAGCUCAUCAUGCACGGAAACAAGAAGACCGAGGAGCAGCUCGCGCGCGAGGCCGCUUACGCCAACCAGGGUGGUCAGCAGCAGAUCGGACAGCAGGCCGUUGGAGCUUCGUCUGACGGUGUCGUGCGAUAGAUGAACUUUGAGAAGGAUACAGGAUAUGGCAAUGACAGUGCAAUGAAUGUAUGAUGGAAAGACAGGACAGGUUGGACAAUGAAGGUACACAGCAACCAAGAAUUGAGUCCGGUUUCAGAUCCCGCUCAGAGUUUCUUUUGAUAGCUGUCACUCAUCCUAAUUGCGAACAGCAGAAUGGAAACCAGGAAAUACGCUCACUGUGCAAUUUCUCUCUUACGAAAUCAAUUACGCAGCUGCGUCGCUUGUCGAGACAGAGCGCCUUAGCUAUGCUGCACAAGGCGAAGACACGAGCAUCGAAAUGGCACUCGACUUCCCCGGGC
Messenger RNA from Cercospora beticola, 900 nucleotides. RefSeq lists its product as uncharacterized. Lineage: Eukaryota; Fungi; Ascomycota; Dothideomycetes; Mycosphaerellales; Mycosphaerellaceae. The record is from RefSeq and is a predicted model, not a curated record.